Messenger RNA from Jaculus jaculus (lesser Egyptian jerboa), 2687 nucleotides. RefSeq names its product tubulin tyrosine ligase like 12 (gene Ttll12). NCBI's taxonomy places the organism in Eukaryota, Metazoa, Chordata, Mammalia, Rodentia, Dipodidae. The coding region runs from base 1 to 2010 and encodes 669 amino acids. The transcript is spliced from 14 exons. The record is from RefSeq and is a predicted model, not a curated record. Gene Ontology annotation, biological process: protein modification process.
AUGCGCGCGCACCCCGCACAGGCCCGGGGCCGCGUACCGCUCGGGAGGGGGCGGGGCUCCGCACUCGGCGGUGGCGCGGGUCGAGGCACCAUGGAAGCUGGUCCCGGGCGGGAGCGCGGCGGCCGGGGCGGGACGCCGGAGGAGAGCGCGCGGGCCCUGGCCGAGUUCGCGGCGCUGCACGGCCCCGCGCUGCGCGCCUCGGGCGUCCCGGAGCGGUACUGGGGCCGCCUCCUGCACAAGCUGGAGCACGAGGUUUUCGAUGCUGGGGAGAUGUUUGGAAUUAUGCAAGUGGAGGAGAUGGAAGAGACUGAGGACGAGGCCACCGGGGAAGCUCGGCGGAAACAGCCCAACCCGGGGAGCGAACUGUGCUACAAGGUCAUUGUGACCAGUGAGAGUGGGCUCCAGGCUGACAAUCCCAACAGCAUCUUCCUCAUCGACCACGCCUGGACAUGUCGUGUGGAGCAUGCCCGCCAGCAGCUCCAGCAGGUACCCGGGCUCCUGCACCGCAUGGCCAACCUGAUGGGCAUCGAGUUCCACGGUGAGGUGCCCAGCGCAGAAGCCGUGGCCCUGGUGCUGGAGGAGAUGUGGAAAUUCAACCAGACCUACCAGCUAGCCCAUGGGACAGCUGAGGAGAAGGUGCCAGUGUGGUACGUCAUGGAUGAGUUUGGCUCACGGAUCCAGCACGCAGACAUACCCAGCUUUGCCACGGCGCCCUUCUUCUACAUGCCCCAGCAGGUGGCCUACACCCUACUGUGGCCCCUAAGGAAUCUGGACACAGGAGAGGAGGUGACCCGGGACUUUGCCUACGGAGAGGCAGACCCUCUGAUCCGGAAAUGCAUGCUGCUGCCCUGGGCCCCCGCCGACAUGCUGGACCUCAGUUCUUCCACGCCUGAGCCACCCACGGAGUACUAUCAGGCCAUUUUGGAGGAAAACAAGGAGAAACUGCCACUUGCCAUCAGCCCAGCAGAGCAUCCCCACAACCACAUCUUUAAAGUCCACACUGACGUGCGGCAGGUGCUCAGCCACCUCACCCACCCCCGUUUCACCUUCACCGAGCACGAGGCCGACGCCGACAUCCUCUACAACUUCUCACACUUCAAGGACUACAGGAGGCUCAGCCAGGAGAGACCGCAGGUGCUGCUGAACCAGUUCCCCUGUGAGAACCUGCUGACCGUGAAGGAUUGUCUGGCCUCCAUUGCACGCCGGGUUGGGGGCCCUGAGGGCCCCUGUUGGCUGCCCCGAACAUUCAACCUGCGCACCGAGCUGCCUCAGUUUGUCAGCUACUUCCAGCAGCGGGAGAGGCGGGGCGAGGACAACCACUGGAUCUGCAAGCCCUGGAACCUGGCCCGCAGCCUGGACACUCACGUCACCAAGAACCUGCACAGCAUCAUUCGGCACCGUGAGAGCACCCCCAAGGUGGUGUCCAAGUACAUUGAGAGUCCUGUCCUGUUCCAUCGAGAAGACGUGGGAGACGUCAAGUUCGACAUCCGCUACAUCGUGCUGCUGCGCUCGGUGCAGCCACUGAGGUUGUUCGUGUAUGACGUGUUCUGGCUGCGGUUCUCCAACCAGGCCUUCGCACUCAACGACCUGGACGACUAUGAGAAGCAUUUCACCGUCAUGAACUAUGACCCGGAUGUGCAGCUGAAGCAGGUGCAUUAUGACGAGUUCAUCCCCCAGUUUGAAAAGCAGUACCCGGAGUUUUCCUGGAGUGGGGUCCAGGCUGAGAUCUUCGGGGCCUUUAAAGAGCUGUUCCAGGUGGCAUGUGCCAAACCGCCACCUCUGGGCCUCUGCAACUACCCUUCAUCCCGGGCCGUGUACGCUGUUGACCUCAUGCUGAAGUGGGACAACCAUCCAGAUGGAAGGAAACUGAUGCAGCCACAGAUCCUGGAAGUGAACUUCAACCCCGACUGCGAGCGGGCCUGCAAGUACCACCCCACCUUCUUCAAUGACAUCUUCAGCACCUUAUUCCUGGACCAGCCCAGUGGCUGCCACGUCACCUGCCUCAUCUAGACACCCGUGGCCCUUUCUGCCCAUGCCAGUGGGCUGCUUCCAACCUCGGCUCAGAGAGCUGCUUCUGCUGUCCCCAGCCUCCUCCCUCUUCCCUCUCUCCCUCCUCUGUUUCCUCCUCAGCCCACUUCCUCGGCCCUCCAGAGCCAUGCCCUCGCUCCCUGGGGCUGAACAUGGCCCCCAGGCCACCACCUCUAUGCCAUGUCUCCAGCUCUGCCAAGAGCUUUAUUCCUGACAUGAAGAGAUGUUUCUAGCCACCAUGUUUCUGUAGGCAGUAGAGAAAGAGGUAUUGCUCAGAAACACGUCCGGAGGGAAGUAGUUGGGGACCCUGUGCCAUCCAGGACCAGAGGUGGCUCUUCCAGAGUCUCCACCUCCCUGUCCUGCAGCUGCCCCCGAGCAGGGUGUCAGCAUCCCGAGCUGCAACCCCCAGCCCAGGGCCCUGACAGAGCAGCCUGGGGAAGAUGCUUACCAACCCCACCUCAGGCCCAGCCACCCUCCACCAGAGCCUUCAUCAGGAAACUGCCCAGCCAUGUCUUCCCUGCCAGUCCCUUUUGGAAAAUUGGCCUGUCUCCAUGGUUCUUGCUUACAGACGCCUCACUGGGCCGAACCCUUCUGGGAGGAGAUAGAAUCUCCAGGGCCAAGAAGCGCCAUGGUAGAAGCCAGGGAGGGGAUGGUGGGGA